AUGGCCAAACAACCAUCAUACGACACAGCCGCUACGGUCAUCUUCCCUGCUUACCCUCCCCUAGGACCAGGACCAAGCACCACCACCACCAACGCCCCUCCACCGCCCCCGCAUUGUCCACCCUCAUACGAAGAGGCCGUUGGUCGUCAGCUCUCCGUGUCAACGCCACCAACAAUUACUUCUCAGCAGCAGCAGCAGCAGCAAUACCCAUCGAGCGAUGACUUCAUCAGCGUCGUCCACAAUGACCCCUCGAGAAGCCUCGAGAUGGACCAAGAUAUGGACGAAGACGAUCAGGACUAUGAAGAGUCGCGGCCCUUGAAGAUGGGGCGUAUCCCUGACACCCAGGCGCAGUACACGUUCAUCCAACCUAACGAUACCAUCCAAGCUGGCAAAAAGAAGAAGAGCUGCAACAGUACCUGCACAACACCGAACAACAAUGGGUCUCCACUCCCAUCUCACCUAGGGUAUCCUAUCCCUCAGCAGCACCCUGGAUCUACGUACCCCUACCCUCUUCGCCACCCCCAGUACGCUGCUCCCCCUCAUGACCUGAUGCAGCGUCCUUAUACUGCCCCUGUGACUGGAAACAACUCUAUGCAACACCUCUACCCGGUCCCUGGUCCCGCUCUGAACGCUCCCUCGGCACCUCCUUCGGCACCCGACACUGCCCCCCCAACCUCUUAUGCGCCGCCAUCCAUGCCACCGCCGCCUCUUGAGCAAUACAACGACACAAAGUCCAUCCCCCCUCCAGUCAACGCACCCGUAGAUUUCGCCUCAGGAUCAAGGUCAGGAUCCCCUGGCUCUAGUUCAGAAGCAGUGCCGGCCAUUACAUAUGCACCGCCGCCAUUCCCACCGCCACAGGAUUUACCCGCACAAGAAACACCCCUUGCAGGGGUACCCUCCAUGCCGGGUCUGAUGAACCCGCAGGAUAUCUCCAUUGCAGAAUUCGAACGGACAACGAAGGGUGUCGAGUCCUGCGACCCUGUACUUGGAGACCCUUACCAGCUUUAUCGGUUCUUGGUUGCCCACAACGACCGUCCUACCCUCCACAUUGCCAUCAAAGGUCACCAUAUCGAAAAGCGCGAGACAUACGAGACAGACUCGGACGGGAAGCGGAAACUGGUCGUCACAGACCACUAUGUCGAAGACUUCAAAAUGGAUUUUGACCUCACCCCUCACAUCAUCCCCCGCGGCGUCCUCUUCACCGCCCCCGAUCCCAAAACAGGCGCCAUCCCAACGAUCAAACAAGUCCUGGAGCAAUUCGCAGACGAAGAGAACCCCUUCAAGGAAAUCCAUGUGCACAAGGUGAUCCAAUGGGACUAUGAAGAGCUCACCAAGGCGAUCACGCAUGCCAUCCGGUCUCGCGCGAUUUAUAAGAAGGUGAAGGACAAGACCUUGAAAUCCGAGUUCCAGAUGGCCAUGACCACCCGCGACUUUUACAUGCAGUACUACUGGAGCAUCGUCGACCAAGUCCAGUACCAGUAG
Messenger RNA from Linnemannia hyalina, 1482 nucleotides. The record is from the annotation of a GenBank genome assembly. NCBI's taxonomy places the organism in Eukaryota, Fungi, Mortierellomycota, Mortierellomycetes, Mortierellales, Mortierellaceae.